Eleginops maclovinus (Patagonian blennie) is the source of this 2430-nucleotide messenger RNA. Its product is annotated as GTPase IMAP family member 8-like. The record is from RefSeq and is a predicted model, not a curated record. Gene Ontology annotation, molecular function: GTP binding. Bases 256 to 1572 code for a protein of 438 amino acids. The transcript has 4 exons. NCBI's taxonomy places the organism in Eukaryota, Metazoa, Chordata, Actinopteri, Perciformes, Eleginopidae.
AUGGGAAAUACACGGAAAUACCUUUAUUCUCUCUGGACUCAAACAAAAGCCUCUGCUCUCAGGUUGGUUUGUCAAAGAGGCUGUGGCGCAGUAAGUGGGUCGCUGGUUCCCGUUCCCACUGCAGUCAGCAUGUCGUUGUGUCUCUGGGCAAGAAACUUCACCACAAAUACCUCCUGUGGGGAUUGCCCACAAUAUUGAGUGUAUGUAAGUCGCUUUGGAUAAAAGUCAUUUACAUGUGACAGGCUAACAAGAAAAAUGGCUUCAGGUCCAAGUUCAGUUCUCACCAUCGUCCUACUUGGAAACUCAGGUGUUGGCAAAAGUGCUUCAGGAAACACCAUCCUUGGACGAACAGCAUUUGUGUCAAAACGAUCCUUCACCUCAGUGACAAAAAAACACUCUACACAAACUGACAGCGUGUUUGGGAAACAGAUCUCAGUGGUCGACACUCCAGGAAUAUUAGGAUCAGAGAAGGAGGUUAGAAACUUGUGUCAACAUCUCCUGGAUUCCAAGGAACCUUGUUUGUUCCUGGUAGUGGUUAAAAUAGAUCGAUUCACCAUUGAGCAGAAGAAUGCGAUGGAGGCAGCUAUCAGAGUCAUUGGUGAUGAGGGGUUUGAGUACUGUUACCUGCUCUUCACAUCAGGGGACACCUUAAAUGACAUGAAGUUGGAUGAUUUCAUCAAUGAUGAUCCAGAGAGUCCUCUUCCAGCACUUGUGAAAAGAUUUGAAAAGAGAUAUCAUGUCUUCAACAAUGAAAAUGGUGGACCGGAUCAAGUCCGUCAACUGCUAGAGAAGUCCAAUCACCUCAGUGAUGUGGUGUCCAAUCCUCUGGGUCCUCCGAGGAGGAUGGUGUUGUUCGGUCUACCUGGAUAUGGAAAAAGUGCAUCAGGAAACACCAUCCUGGGAUCCAAUCGCUUCGAAUCAGGCUGUGGCUUUAAAGGAGUAAGUAAAGAAGCUGUUGUUGAAACGGCUACAGUGGAGGGUCGUCAGGUCACAGUGGUCGACACUCCAGGAUUCACUGAUAAAAAUCCUGAACACCUUUUAAGGGAGAUCAUGAUGUCAGUAGAAAAGGCUGAUCCAGGACCACAUGCCCUCAUCAUUGCGGUGAGGAUAAACAGGAUCUCUGAAGCAGAAAUUAGAUUGUGUAAGAUGCUGCCAACACUCUUUGGCACAGGUGCUCGUAAACAUAUGAUGCUCCUUUUCACUCACGGAGAUGACCUCAAAGGCAAGUCCAUUGAAGACUUGAUCAAGGCUGACAAAUAUGUGUCUGACCUAGUAACCAUGUGUGCAGGUAGAUACAGUGUGUUUGACAACACAAAGAUUGGAAACAGGGUGCAGGUUAAACAUCUUCUGGAAAAAGUGGAUGAGAUGGUAACGGCUAAUAAUGGAAAAUGCUUUAUCUCUGAGAUAUCCACACAGGUUCAAACUGCAUCAGCAGAAGGGUCCAGAGCAGGCCUCAUAACAGAAUACAUUUCUAAAAAAUGUUCUGAAUUUCUGCAAUGGUUUAUAAGGAUGCUCCAAACAUUGGACCAGGCUCGCAGAACGCAUACUAAUAGAACACAUCAAAUGGUGUAGUUCAUUGUGGAUGGUGGUAAUGGGGAAGCUUCAGGCUUAGGUGCAGUGUGUGACGAGGUUUCCCUGCCUGUUUCCUGAACACAUUUAUACGACAAAAUGGAUUCACUUAAUAUUUUUGAAAAGACAUCCACUUGAUUUCUUCGUUAUGAACAGGGAGAGUUUUUCUUUCAGUUAGUAAUAUGUUAUGGUACCUCAAUGACUGUUGGGGAAAUGAAAGGACAGACAAAGGCUUUUAAUUAGAAACCAAAACACGUUGGUGCUCAUGUUUUAUAAUGAAAAUGAACAAGUCAUGUAACAUGCUUCAAGUCACCAUUGAAUUUGUUUGUAUUAAACCAUAAAGAUCCAACUGUUUCUGAUCCUGAACCAGAGAAACUAAGUUGUGUUUUGCGGAUACUUUGUUACAUUUUCUGUUGACAGGAAAGCUAAUGCUGUAUAUUUCCAUUAAACAUAAGUAUGAUGUAAAUGAACACAAUACAGGACACUUUGUUAUAGAUUUCAAGUUAUUUUCUUUCAGUUUUAAAACAGUUUAUUUGUUGAUGUUCAAUACCAGUGGGAUUUGUUAUAGGUCAAUCUCUGACUCUCACUUUUAAUCUAAAUUUGAUGACAUUUCUACAUGAAUGUAUUUUAGCAUAAAGGUUUUGUUUUUACUCCUGUCUAAGCAUUAUGUCAGGUUUAAUGUGUGAUGAUAUAAUCGGAAUAUAAUGUCAGAUAUUUUAUUAUUGGAUGGAUAGAUGUAAUAAACACAACUUCUCAAAUAAAACACAAGGUUUAAAUGAAAUGUUAAAAAUGAUUCUUAUCACUGUUACCUAAAAUGUAUUUGAUUUGAUUUGAUUUUCCAUCAAUAAACAUAUACCUGUA